Messenger RNA from Ostreobium quekettii, 582 nucleotides. The record is from the annotation of a GenBank genome assembly. NCBI's taxonomy places the organism in Eukaryota, Viridiplantae, Chlorophyta, Ulvophyceae, Bryopsidales, Ostreobiaceae.
AUGGCGGGGUUGGCGCUGACUAGAAGCGCCGCCGGCGACGCUCUGGGCCCGCUGGCCUCCUCCUCACUCCAGCAAUGCAGAGGGCUGGGUGGGGGCUACGAGGUGUGGGGCAAACCGUCUGCGUACACCGAGGGCACGAAGUUUCUGGGCACCCCGGACCAGCACCUGACGCUGACUGGGAAGCGGCCUCUGUCUCCUGAUGUGUUUGAGCUUGAGGGAUGGAAUCCCCAUUACAAGUUUCCCAAUGGGGCAUUGUCUUCCAUAACCAACCGAGGCACUGGCGUGGUCCUAUCAGCAGGCUGCAUUGGUGCCGGGCUGGUGGCCCUCACAGGGGACGUCCCCGCCACAGUGGACGUGAUCAAGUCCUCUUGGCUGCUGUGCUUUCCCGCCAAGGUAGGCGUUGCUUUCCCCCUGCUGUUCCACUACCUCGGUGGCCUGAGGCACCUGUACUGGGACGUCGCCAAGCACGGCGAUCAGGUGGAAAAGAAGGGGCCGCUCGAGGUGAAGGCCGUGGACCAGAGCUCCAUAGCCCUCUUUGCUGGCAGUGCCGCGGUUGCCGUGAUUCUGGCGGCAUUGUACUAG